ACCAUUGGCUGGAGGUGGGGUUAAUAUAUAAGAAAAGUCUCAGGUUUGACUUUUGCAGCGAACUAAACAGUCAUCUGGAUGCACUAAAACUGCCUGCGCCUCACCGUCAUGGACACCUGUAACAUUGUAGAAAACAUAUACCUACUGGCCAUUAUCACAGCGUUGAGCGUAUUUCAAAAUGUCUUCUUUGCCCUUAAACUGGAUAAGGAAUGCACAUCUGACAACACUCGCCCAACUGCGAUUGAAAGAGUAUCAUGCGCAAAUCGAAACUGCAUGGACUCAUACCCCACGUUUAUUGCAGUGAUGUGGUGCGCUGGAGUCUGCCUCAACCAAGCUCCAGCAGCCUUUGCGGGUCUCCUGUACCUUAUUGUGCGACAUAAGUACUUUAUUGGCUACAUGGGACAAACCUCCCAAAGCACCCCUGGCUACCUGUUUGGGAAGCGCAUUCUGAUUUUCCUGGCGCUCAUGUGCCUGGUUGGGGUCCUGAACUACCUACUCAUGCGCUUCUUUGGGAGCGACUACAGAGAGACAGUGGAGACCUUCACCAGUGCCGCCUCUGCUCUGCUCCUCAUCCCAUAGGUGGCAGCACCUGUCUAAUGAGGCACACUGUCAUAUGAAGUUUGUAAACUCAUGAAAUGAAUCAUGUGAAAUAAGAUUUAUUCUGAGAAAAUAAAUUUAGUUUUUACAAAACAAAA
Boleophthalmus pectinirostris (great blue-spotted mudskipper) is the source of this 695-nucleotide messenger RNA. RefSeq names its product arachidonate 5-lipoxygenase-activating protein (gene alox5ap). The transcript is spliced from 5 exons. Gene Ontology annotation, cellular component: nuclear envelope; endoplasmic reticulum; membrane. The record is from RefSeq and is a predicted model, not a curated record. Lineage: Eukaryota; Metazoa; Chordata; Actinopteri; Gobiiformes; Gobiidae. Gene Ontology annotation, biological process: leukotriene biosynthetic process. The coding region runs from base 109 to 579 and encodes 156 amino acids. Gene Ontology annotation, molecular function: glutathione transferase activity; leukotriene-C4 synthase activity; enzyme activator activity.